UUUAUAAAACGUUCAUUUUCAUCACUUGCCUGCCGCUUAAACAUGAAUAUAAGGAGGAUCUUGGGAGUUACGUUUUUAGGCACUUUGCUUUUUGUGUCGUCUAUACUAAUAAUAUACCACGUCUUAACUAAUAAGGGAGAACGCAUAAGCUUUGGCUGGUUUCUGGAAAAAACUUCACCCCACAUGUGGGCCGGCUUGGGCAUUGGUCUGUCUGUUUCCCUCUCAGUGGUCGGGGCUGCAGCUGGUAUUCAUACUGUAGGGGUUAGCAUUAUUGGUGGUGGUGUAAAAGCGCCUAGAAUCAAAACAAAGAAUCUUAUUUCAGUCAUCUUUUGCGAAGCUGUGGCUAUUUAUGGCUUGAUAACUGCUAUAGUAUUAUCUGGUUACUUAGAUGAUUUUACAUGGGAGAUUGUUACCAAAGAUCAGUUUCUGUUUAAUAAAAAUUGGAUGUCUGGGUAUUUAAUGUUUGGAGCCGGGUUAUCUGUAGGCUUAGUUAAUUUAUUUUGCGGUAUUUGUGUGGGAAUUGUUGGUUCAGGAGCUGCUUUGGCCGAUGCAGCCAAUUCUGCACUGUUUGUCAAAAUCCUCAUUGUUGAGAUUUUUGGGAGUGCUAUAGGUUUGUUUGGCUUGAUUGUAGGAAUAUUUAUGGUGUCGAAAGUGCAAAUGGGUGAUAAAAUUCAUUAGUAAGUUGUUAUUGUUUAAAUGUAGUAAUUGUCCAUGUGUGUAUAAAUCUGUGUAAAAACUGCCCUUCCUUUAUCACUUACCAUAAGAAUAUCAUUGGUACUUUAGAAGAAAAAAGAUUUUCACCAUAUGAGGUUUUUGUUAUUGCCUUUUAGGUUUAUUUUGUGUUACUGUGUAUUGAUUUUCAGGUUGCCUCCCAUAAUGUCCACACAGUUCAAUAAAGGUCCCUUGUAUAAUGGUUGAUAAUACUAGAACUAUUGUCUUGAAAAUUGAGAGUUGAAAAAUGAAUCAAGUUUCCUGUGAUAUAUUUUUAUCACAAUUUUGGAGGUUUGUUUAGAUGAAAAACUUGAAUUAAUCGACAAUUAUGGUAUAUCGUUCACAUGGCACCACAUGCGAUCAGAGUUUUAUGGAUAAGUUAAAGUUUCCUAUCUAAAGGAACCCCCGAAAUGAAAACUUGGUGAACUUUGUUGAAUUGAACAAAUAUUUAGCGACACCCUAUAUUUGAAAUAAAUUACCUUAGGUAAAUGCUGAACAACUGCACUGGAAGAUACACCAAAACUGCUAUCUCUUUAGGAUCAGAAUAUAUUUAUUUAUUUAUUUAAUUUAUUUAUACAUUAGUACUUGUAUGUUACUAUUUAGGUAUGUUAAAAUGAACAUUUUGUUCUAAAGUGCAAAACAAAGCUCCUGUGUCUGUUAUUCAUUUGACUUGAGAGUUAAAUAUUGUUUCCAAAAAGAUGAAACAAAAGUUCUUUGAAGGAGGUGAUCUCAUUACUUUAUUUUAAGUUUAGAAGUCAAAAAUAAUAAAUUUCCAUAGAAUGUUGUAAUUUUAGGACAAUCUCAAUAACAUUUAAAAUUCCAUCAAGCUUAUUU
Molecule: messenger RNA, 1545 nt
Organism: Cylas formicarius (sweet potato weevil)
Lineage: Eukaryota; Metazoa; Arthropoda; Insecta; Coleoptera; Brentidae
Product: V-type proton ATPase 21 kDa proteolipid subunit c''-like
Exons: 2
Coding region: 43-678 (211 amino acids)
Biological process (GO): proton transmembrane transport
Cellular component (GO): proton-transporting V-type ATPase, V0 domain
Molecular function (GO): proton-transporting ATPase activity, rotational mechanism
Source: RefSeq, a predicted model, not a curated record